Molecule: messenger RNA, 5622 nt
Organism: Labrus mixtus (cuckoo wrasse)
Lineage: Eukaryota; Metazoa; Chordata; Actinopteri; Labriformes; Labridae
Gene: fam131ab
Product: family with sequence similarity 131 member Ab
Exons: 6
Coding region: 505-1722 (405 amino acids)
Source: RefSeq, a predicted model, not a curated record
CGGUUUGUGCAGACCGGGAGGGGAAACCCCAGCUUUUGCAGCUCCCAGCCGACCAAAGAAACACAUGCUGUCACCGCUGCAGAGAGCGCUGUCCGUCCGCUGUGGUGCUGAACAACAAGUCUCUACCCUUCGACCGGUGACGUAAAGCUAAGACUCAUCCAAGCAGAGACCCAAGACUCAAUCCACGAAGAAAAACAAACAUCACAUCUGCACUUGAAGUAUGUAUGUUCAUUUGCAUGGAUUUGAAGCAACUUAAAAAGCAAAGUCGAGACAGAAAACACGGAGCAGAAGUGAUGGCCGGACUCCCCCCCGCCCUCAGCGUCACUCCGGCGGUCUGAGCCAAAGCAGCGCGUUGCCGCUUCGCACCGGAACCCAGCGGAGCCUCCGUAGAUGAGGAGAGUGACAGAGGCUUUCGAUCAGUGAGGUACGCUCUUGCACGAGGAAAUUAGGGAAAUCAAUUUUGCUAGUUUGCUCUCCUGAAGGGCUCUACAUGCAGCUGCAAAAAUGGGCUGUAUCAGCUCCAAAUCGCCAGUUGUGGCACUUGACGGUUCGUUGCGCGUGGACUGGAGCCCGGCAGGCUCCAUGUCCGACGUCGCACUUUUGGGGAACACGCGGACCUGCUUGGCACGCAGACUGAUUCUGACAGCACCUUUGGGCGCUCUGGACUUCAGCCAGGUGAAUGUUGAUGACACCAUUGAAAUGUUACCAAAAUCAAGAAGAGCUCUCACCAUUCAAGAGAUUGCUGCAUUAGCGCGAUCCUCCCUGCAUGGUAUCUCCCAGGUAGUGAAGGACCAUGUGACGAAGCCUACAGCCAUGGCUCAGGGCAGAGUGGCCCAUCUCAUAGAGUGGAAAGGCUGGUGUAAGCCCAUCGACACUCCGGCAGCCCUGGAGUCAGACUUCAACUCGUACUCCGAUCUCACUGAGGGAGAACAAGAGGCUCGCUUUGCUGCCGGAGUGGCGGAGCAGUUUGCCAUAGCGGAGGCUAAGCUGAGGGCCUGGUCCUCUGUGGACGGCGACGAAUCCAACGAUGACUCAUAUGACGAGGAUUUUCUGCCUGCCAACGAGCCCGCCACACAGAGCACAGAUGUUCCAUCAUAUCCUCCUUACUUGAAGGACCUGAUCCACAGCCAGCUUUGCCAGCACCUGGGCCUGCGCGGGGCGUGCUGCGAUGUCGGAGGAGGGGAGGGAGGCGGCAGCGGUGAGCCUUCCCCUACGGCGGGCUCUCCGGACACCCUGUGCUCAAGCCUCUGCAGCCUGGACGAGCACCACCCGCUGCUGCGCGACCUGGACUCCCACCGUGGCUCCCACUCCCACAGCAAUGUGGCCGAGCUCGCCGCCAAGAUCCUUUCAGCGCUGCAGGGAGGGGAGGAGCUUCUGCUGGCCCGACUUCAGAGGGCAGGGCAGAGCGGGCCCAGAGGGGGAGACUGUGCCUUCCACAGCCUGGGCGGGGGAGGACGGGGCAUCAGGCCAUGCAGGGGUCAGGACUCUCCGUGCUUCUCCAUGUCUUACUCUGACACGUACCUGUCGCCGGGCGAAGACGAUGACACCCCCUGCAAGGACUAUGAGGGCACGGUGUGCCAGGUGGAGGCGGAGGGCAACGGAGAGGAGUAUGACCCACGCAGGAGAGUUUCUGACGUGGCCUCUUCUGGGGUAGUGUCUUUGGAUGAGGAGGAUGAAGACGAAGAGGAGGAGGAGAGGGCAGCAGAGCCAAACAACCAAUGACUCUUCUCAUCUCAGCUCAGUGUUCGAUCUCUCUGUGGAGGCGUUUCUUCUCUUCUCCAUCGUGUCUGAAAAGUUUGAACAUUCGCGCAUGUUUGUUUUUUGGACUGAAGCAUCCAUCUUUGCCUUACUUGCAGCAUUUCAACUCCCUCCUAAACUUUGUCUCCAUUUGACGUGUUUUAUUUUGAGGCGUCAAAACAAUCUUUUUUAUCUGUGUGAGAGCAGGGGGCUUGCUCCAGCAGUCCAGGGACUUACUCGUGGGUAUGACGCUCACAGUUUUCGGCUCCGUCCCGUCCUGGGAAGUGACUCUGACAAAUGGACGCCACCAACAGGCAGACAGAAUGACUCCAGAGUCCGACACUCUGACUUAUCUUUGCAUGUUUUUGCAAGUGCUGAAAUCAAAUGGGCUGACCCGGUCUUGAGCUCGGUUUGUAUUCUGUAUAACCCCCUUCCCCUCGCCCACACCCCCAGUGUCUCCCGUGGAAGGGAGGGUUGACACUGCAUCCUGGGACCUGCCCUUACCUCCCCCCUCUCCCCUCCCCCCCUUCCCUGUCCUUUGCAAGAGACAAAAUAGCAUCCUUUUGGGCAUGGCUUGCUGAGUAUGCCAAACUAUUUAACCCUGUCACUACAAGUUAUGAGCAAAUGCUGGAAUGUCUUCAAAGUGACAGGACAUAGUAUGUAUUUUAAAAUAACAAAGUUAACAAAGACUUGAUACAGAUUAUAUGACAGAAAUGAUAUGCUUUUAUUGUACUAGUUUUCUAUCACUCAGACAUGUUGUUGUUCCCCUUAUUCCCGACAUCAUUAUGAUGGACGCCAUAAUGAUCUCCCGUAGGUACCGGAUAUUUUUGGGAGGUUCUGUGGAUUCCUGCGUGGAAGCCAUGAGACCUUUGCUUGUCUUACAAAAAAAAACAACAGCAGCAGCAGCAGCAACAGUGACAGAAUGUUCCUGAAGUGACCCUUUGGCCAUCCGAGUGUGGCAAGGAAGAGGCGCGGCUUGAAGAGGCAGAUUUUUGUCUGUGAAGAGAAAGAGUUGCAUCGGAGAUUUUCUAUAUUUUUGUAUGCGUUGUCUUGCUUUUGAUCUCUUUGCCUCUGCGGCGUGCCAGUGUAUGUGGUUUUUUGCACGAAGCUAACGUGGCUGUAGAUUUUUCUCCUUUUCUUCGUUAUCACUGUGUGAUAUAGUUUACUGGGAAAAAAAUUAUAAAACAAAUGUGAACAAUUUUAAUUUUGUUUUGAAAAGAGGAUACUGUGAUACGGUUUGUGAUCGCCAUACGUCAUGAUCCUCUCGUCCUCUCAUACUGAACCCUAAGAAGCUUUGCCUUUUAAUCUUUACUUAUCCUCUUUUCUUUGUUAUGAUAUUUGGCAUGUUUAAACGUGGCACAUGCAGAAACUCCUCCAUCACCAUGGCGAUGUGAGGAACUGUGUUGAGGCUCUCCCAGAGGGACCGUCAUUCAUACAACUCAGGAAACUCCAUUGGACCAGAGCGUCAGUGCAUCAUCACACCCACCUGCAUACCACCUCUCUCAUCUUCAGCGUGUGUGCAUGUGUGUGUGUGUGUGUGUGUGUGUGUGUGGGAGAGAGAGCCUGGUUAUUUUCUACUAUAAAGCACAGAUUCAGCCCCCAGAUCCUUCUUUUAAUGUUGUUUUAAUGGUAAGAAAAGCCUAAAUGUGUGAAUCCAUAAGAAUUGUGCAAACGUGUGUGUGUGUGCGUGUGUGUGUGGCUUUACUGUAAGAUGUCGGCGAGCCUUUUAAGCUUGCAUCGUGAGCUCAUUACAAACCCCCCUCCAACGCAGCGAUUCCCUUUAAUGCAGUGACUCGUGUUUAGCGGAGCUCUUGUUGGAGGUUGAACUUUUACUGGUGCUGCAAAUUAAACAAAAGAAGACGAAGAGAAAAGCAUUCAGUACAAACAAACAUCUGGAAAUGAUUAGAGAAACGGCAUCACUCAUCGGGCUCAGAACUUCAUGAAAACUACACGAGCAGCUCCAGGCUGGAGAUUUUUGAAAAAGACAGCGACAACUCAGGGGGAACCAUCGAAGCUGUGCCUUUCAUUCGUCACCUUUGACCUCCCAAGUUGCACCAUCAUCAUCAUCACAUCAUCAUCAUCUGUGCUGUCACUCAGGCCAUAGCUUAGCGUCCUUACCCUCCAACAGAGGCACAAAAAUGAUCCUGUUGCAUCGCCUGCAUUCAUUUUUCCCCUGUAAGUAGAAACUGGAGGUUACAGCGGGCGGUUUGCGUCACUGUCCUUUUGGUUGACAUUAAAAGCCGGGCGACGCUUUUUGUCCUGGCUCAGUUAUGAGAGUGAGCCAUUGUUCAACACCCUCCCCUUUUUAAUCUGUCCACUCCAACGCAUCCCCUCCGUCUGUCUCUCUGAGUAUUCAUGUCCUCUCCUCGGUGAUGUGUGUGACAGAGAGACGGGCACCUUGUGCGUUUUUCAUUCACUCGAGUGUUUGCUGCUCUCUUGCACGUGAGUGUGUUUUUAUGAGUAUACUUACUACUUACUAUAUCAGAACCUGAAGCUCGCUCCCCUUGUUGACGUGGCAUCAUGGUGGAUAUCCUCGUCUGCCUAUCCUUGUGAGAACAUUUUGUCCUCACAAGGAUAGGAGGGAAGAUUUCCUGCUGACACACACACACACAGACAGCCUGAUGAAUGUCUCCCCUCUUCCUCCUUCUGUCCCUGUCCUGUCAUUUCCUGGCCUCCCCUCCUCUCCUCGCUCCGUCCCCCACCCUUCCAUCUUUCCCCACAGCGGGGGCUCAUUAUGUAAGCAAGAGGACGUCUGAGUGCUACCUUUGCCAACAGGCAAUUAGCCCUCGAUUAUGAAACGGCCUGACGAGCAGGAGAUGCCUAUCUUUCUCCUGUCUGUCUUUUCUGCUCCCUUGUGUCAUUUUCCCCUUCACUCCACCUCCCUCCCCCCCUCUCUCCACCCCAUCAUUACCGCCUCAAGCUUUUUCUAAGCAACAUCUUUUGAGGUUAGCUGUCCGAGAAAACUCCAAAAAGUUUUUUUUUUUUAAAUGCUCACCUCUCUGUUCAGAAGUGAUUCAUAUUUCCAAAAACAGAAGAGCCCCCUGCUGUCCUUCGGUCUGACAGAUGUCUCUCUUUGUGUGUGUGUGUGUGUGUGUAUGUGUGUGUUUAGUUUGUCGCUUCAGGCAAGCGCUGACAUUGGACACUUAUCAGAGAGAAGUGCUCCAGAUUCUCUCGCUCCCUCUCUCUGUGAUAGUGGCGGGAGAACCCAGCGCUAUAAAAAGACAUCAAAACAUCUGUUGGACAGCAGCAAGGCGGGAGGGCGGAUGAAUAUUCAGGAGAUGAUGGUGGCGCCCUCGUCACACGAUAGCCUACUUACCAUUUUAGAACAAAGAAGAAGGGCCGCUUGCCGCAACACCGGCCCCGUAGCAGCGAUACUGCAACAAAACCCGAGUGUGAAAACAGCAAGAGGAGAUGAAUACAGAGACUUACAGAGAGAGCAGGCCUGAGUUUAACCCACAUUAGACGCCACUGCUUUGAUUUAAACAUCUCAAAAUACCAAGGACGGGACGGGGUGCACACACACACACACACACACGCACACACACACACACACACACACACACAAAGACAAGAUGCUCGUGAGGGAUCACAAAGCCAUACAACUCGACAAGGACUCCAUGAAGCGAUCACAGAUGACCUGAAAUCCGUUUCAUAUCAUCUCAGCAUCACACACACCCUCAUCAGUCUCCUCCCUCGGAAAACUUCAAUCCUCGACCUUUCUUUUAGUCCUUUUCUUCUUCUUUGAAUACUAUUCUUCCUCUUUUGGCUGAAUGUAAUUAUUUGAAAAUUGCCACCUUGGAUUUGAAUAACAAAUCUUUGUUUGCUGCAUCUGAUAUUAUUUCAAGUUAAUAAAAUAUUGUUAUUGUUCUUUGCAACAAAGAUGAA